UCUGGGCUGCCUGUUGUUCUUGCAUCUCACAUAUGUGUGUGCAGGUGUGCAUGGCAUUGUGAUUUCCUGCUCAGUGCCUCCUAAACAGACAGCCUUCUGGAGCACACAAGGAGGACUAUCUCAACAGCUUUCACAGAAAGGAUCUCUAUGAAAGCUGAAAAGCACAAUGGCCUCACUUGGAAAUUAGAAGCAGCAAAACAAGCAUGAAUACUUUUUCUAAGGGUGUACAAGAAGCGGAGCACAAAAAAAGCACAUUUUCUCUUGAAAUCAGACAGAAAAUCUCCCCCUCCCUCCCCACCCCCCUGAAAACCUGAAAAGCAGCAAACGAGGAGUGAUGUUUAGGAAGUCUGUGGGCAGAGAGAACCAGGAACCAACCAGACGAGGGAAGGGUUCCUUUGAUAUCCACAGCGCUCCUAGCAUCGUGGGCCGCACGCACCUUUGAAGCUUCCCCGGUGAGUGUGGCCGCUUGGCUGGGUGGAUUAAACGUGGCAGGAGGAGUGUGAGGAGAGGAGUGGAGGAGAGGAGAGGAGUGGCGUAGCGUAGCGUGGGCGAGGAGAGAGCUCUUUAGUGAUCAGCGGGGAACAUCGCCCCUACUUAGCCUGUGAAACAGCGACACAGAAGCUGACAAGAGAUGGGUGGAAAAGCACACUGAUGUACAAUACAGAUUCAGAGAGACUUGUAGAGACUGUAAGUGCGGAGGGUGAGAAGAAUCAAACAGGCUUCAGUAAAACAGACUUAGGUAAGAACAACAAGCUGGAGAGCAGAUGAUCACGAGAGACUGCUGGAAACAAAGUAAAGCACACUGAAAUAAAAGCAAGUACAACACAUACUGAAUGAAAAAACAAGCAGAGGAAUCCUCAAAAGGCUCUCAUGGUACUGACACUUGUCACGUAAAGCCUUGCACACAGUAUCAUCAGUGUUGGAGGUACCUGCUGUUACAAUGGUGAAACUGGCACACGUGGAUGAUUAACAGAUUUUUUGGAACUUGUGUUGUUCAACAUCAAAUCCGUGGAAGGGUGUUGAGUCAUCAUGGACCUCAUUCUGAAUACCUGAUACUAUUCCUUGACCUUAAACUGAGUACCAGUACCAUUCUUUGCCCUGCUUUUCACUCCUUUGCAAGAGUAACAGCCAUUUUGUAAUUAGCACAAGCUGAAGCUAUUUCAAGCACAUCCCUCAAAGCACAACAUCCAGUGUGUAUUUACUUCGCCAUGGAAACAGAAACAGAUGGAUACAUGUUGACCAUGCACCCUUAGUUUGUUUCCUCCAAACAGCCUCAUGGACCAAUGGAACAUUUCUGAAUAGAACUGCUAUGGAAGAUUCUGAGAAGGUGGACUGUGAACCCCUUGGUCCUCCAUUGAAACAAGAGCCUCUGAACAUUAAAGAUGGCUAACCUAUAGCCCUCUUGAACAACUGAAAGUUGAAUGUUUCACUGGAUUUUUUUAACUGUUGACUGUUGACAACUGUUGACAGUUUUUUGACUGUUAAAACUUUGAGAAUUUUUUUAUCUGCAUUUUGAACUGGGCUGCUUUGAAUGCCUCAUCGCCCCCCUGUGUGUCCAGUUCUGUCUGAGUCAAGGGUGGACACAGAGACAGGAGCUUUGGCCGUCUGGAUUCAUUUGGACUGGAAGAGACUGAACUGUCGUCGCCAUGGGGUGCAACAUGUGCGUGAUGCAGAAACCCGAAGAGCAAUAUCGGGUCAUGUUCCAGAGAGGGCACAUUAAUAACAUUCUGCACUCUUUUGACGCGGAUGGUCGACUGAAGGUGAACGGUAAGGGUCUGUCGUACCUGUCUCAGGAGCAGGCUCUGGAGGCCCUCCGCGUUGGCCGAGAUUUCAGGCGUGGCUCCCGCCGGCGGCUGGGUGUGGCCAGCUGCGGCGCUGGCAGCGGCGGCGUGGGGUGUGGGGCUCCAGUGAUGGCGGUGGUGGCCGACUGCGUGGACAGUGGAACCCAGACCGACAUCAGCUUCCAGCACAUGCUGUCUCUGGGCAGGGCCCUGAACCAGCAGGUGGGGGGGGGCGGUGGAGGGUGCGGUCAUCCCCCCCCUCCGUACCCACCUUCCCCACCACUGCCACCGCUACCCGAGCCCUACCUGCUGAACGAACUGCCGCCUAUGGAGCAUGACUACUAUGAUCCCAAUGACUACUUUGACAUCUCGCAGCAUGAGGUGGACAGGCCCGACGAUCUGGAGUACGAGGAGGUGGAGCUGUAUAAAUCUCGGCAGCAGGACAAACUGGGCCUGACAGUGUGCUACCGCACCGAUGAUGAGGAGGACCUGGGGAUAUACGUGGGUGAGGUGAAUCCUAAUAGCAUUGCAGCCAAAGAUGGACGCAUUAGAGAGGGUGACCGUAUACUGCAGAUAAAUGGUAUGGACGUCCAAAACCGUGAGGAGGCCGUGGCUAUCCUGACCCGAGAGGACAGCACCAACAUCUCCCUGCUUCUGGCUCGGCCCGACAUAGAGAACGAAAACCAGCUGGAUGUGGAUGAGCUGGAGCUGGAGAUUCAGAUGGGCCUGGAGGUUUUGGACAAUGCGGUCCACCUUCCCAGCCCUCCCUGCGGAGGUGCCCAGCGGAGAGGCUGCUUCCUGGGAGAUGUGGGGAAGGGUCGUGGCGCUGGGGGAUUCAGACCUCCAGGCUCCCGUAGCUCUGCGCGUGACACACCUCCUCCACCCCCAGCAUCGCUGUGGCACACGGUGCUAAGCAACAGCCAGGAGCUGGACAGCGGUGUGGGACGGACGGACGACAGCACGCGCAACGAGGAGUCGUCGGAGCACGACCUCCUGGCCGACGACGCCACCAGCGCCUGCACCACCAACGCCACCAACACCCCCGGGAGCCUGCGCAAGUUCCACGCCACCCCUCCUCCACCACUGCUCACCUCCGCCCGAGAGCUGCACUUCAGCAACGACUCCCUGCUCGGGCCGGAGGUGGUGGGAGCAGGAGGGGCGGGAGGGCUGGGAGGUCACGGAGGUCACGCCUCCACGCACAUGGACGCUCUGGCCUCCGUCCUGCUGCCUGGUUUGUCUGAGGAGGAGUGCAUGCGCUACCGGGAGCUCCUCGAGAUCCGCUGCUACUAUGAGAAGAACGGGAACGCCUUGCUACUGCUGGGCGGAGAGGGGUCGGGGGCUAAAGAUGGCGAGGGCGGGUUUGUGGGUGACGGCGGCUCGACACUGGACAUGAACCGCAACGAGAGCUUGAUGCGGCACGAGCUGGCCCUGCUGGAGGAGGAACUGCGCCACCUGGAGUUCAAGUGGCGUAACGUCCUGCGUGCGCAGAAGAUGCAACAGCUCCGGGAGCGCUGCCUCAAAGCGUGGCCACCCAAAGAGGAAGAGGAGGAGGAAGAGGAGGAAGUGGCGGGUGCUGACGCGGUGAAAGCUGAGUCAGCGCAGCCGAGCGGAGAGCCUUUGAGGCACGAGCUGUCAGACAUUAACGAGCUGCCCGAGAGAGAGCGGUCGGACAAGGACAGCACCAGUGCAUACAACACAGGCGGGGAGAGCUGCAGGAGCACGCCACUGGCCAGCGAACGCUUCCCCUCGCCCUCGGCUUCUGGACACGGCGCUGGAGGUGACGGGGACUCCAGCGCCUCAGCCACCUUCCGGCCUGCUCGCACGCCCAGCAGGUACCGUACCCGGUCGGAGCAGCACGAGGCAGCACGCGGCCAGAACCUCAACCACACCUGCUCUCCCAGCACCCGCAGGAGAGACGAAGAACGGGGCGACAGUCGGAACUCCAGCCCGGCGACCCCACGGUUCCAAUCACUGUCACGAAAUAGAGUUGAGCCAGAUCGAGCCGGGUCGAGCCAGAGGAGGGGGUCGGACGAGGCCAGGAGGCCCCUCGGGGCUAACGGGACGCCUGUGACUGGAGGCCGCAGUGCGGAGAACAGCCCCUACUUGUCUAGACGCCGCUGUGGGUCUCGGCCUCCUCAGCGCUACCAGAGCUGUAUGCAUCUGCGCUCCACCUCCACCAGCGAGGGACUGGGGCUGCAGGAGGCUGAUGAAGAGGCCUCUGGCACAGCCUUGAAUCCCCAUGCUAAUUUCACAAACCCCGCUAACUCUGGUAAUGCAAUGACCUUGCCUCUACCGUUACCUCCUCCGCUGCCUCCAGCUUCCCCGCGCAUGGAGUGGAAGGUGAAGAUCCGUAGCGAUGGGUCGCGCUAUGUCGCCAAACGCCCGGUGCGGGACCGGCUCCUGAAGGCGCGCGCCAUGAAGAUCAGCGAAGAGCGCAGUGGCAUGACGACGGACGACGACGCCGUGAGCGAGAUGAAGAUGGGCCGCUACUGGAGCAAGGAGGAGCGCAAGCAGCAGCUGCUGAGGGCACGCGAGUACCGCCGCCGCCGCGAGUUCAUGAUGCAAAGCCGCUUGGACUUCCUGCGCGAGCGCGAAGGCAGAGACCGAGAGACGGGCGGGGCCGGAGCACAGGACUCCCCUGGCCAUGCCUCCAUCCUGGAGCUCAGUCAGAGGAAGAGCAUGAAGAGACGGAACCGUAAAAUCCUGGACAACUGGAUCACCAUCCAGGAGCUGCUGGCACAUGGCAGCCGCUCCGCUGACGGGCAGAAAGUGUACAACCCACUUCUCUCUGUCACCACGGUUUGAAUCGGAGAACAGGAGAUAGGAGAGUGAAAACAAAAAAAAACAUUUGAAAGUGACUUAAAGGCAGGGAAUCAAAAAGUGAAGAAAAGUUAUAGAGGACAAAUACAAUAAAAAGGAAAAUUUAAUGAAAAAGAAUGAUCAAAAUUCAGUAAACCACAUGCUGCUAUACAUUCUGUUGAGGAUAUUAAGCAAUGAGGUUAAUCAUAAAAUAUACAUAACAUUCAUACAGAAUUCAUACGUACAUUUAGAACAUAGUAACAUAGCAUGGGCUUAGCCCCGUGGAAGGGAUGCUGCACUUCUCUUUCCAGUCAGACGAUGAUAAAUGAAUGUAAAUUGAGAAUAAUUUGAUGCCUGUAAUUUUCUAACCAUUUUUUUUAAUCACAAGAAUGUCUGUUUGGAGGUACUCCUAUAACUUUGUAUGACAUUUUUACCAUAAAUGCCAACUCUUGGUAACACUUAAUGUGUCGCUGUUACAGUGUACCUACCUAAUUAGGUA
This is a messenger RNA of Alosa alosa (allis shad), 5079 nucleotides long. Its product is annotated as PDZ domain-containing protein 4. Gene Ontology annotation, molecular function: protein binding. Lineage: Eukaryota; Metazoa; Chordata; Actinopteri; Clupeiformes; Clupeidae. The record is from RefSeq and is a predicted model, not a curated record.